Rhineura floridana is the source of this 2191-nucleotide messenger RNA. Its product is annotated as zinc finger protein 883-like. The transcript is spliced from 9 exons. Bases 77 to 2191 code for a protein of 704 amino acids. Lineage: Eukaryota; Metazoa; Chordata; Lepidosauria; Squamata; Rhineuridae. Gene Ontology annotation, biological process: regulation of immune system process; negative regulation of transcription by RNA polymerase II; regulation of cytokine production. The record is from RefSeq and is a predicted model, not a curated record.
CCUAAGAUGAAACAGCUGGGCAUCCUAAUUGUUUUGAUUUUAGUUCCACUAUGUACCCAGGAAAAAGAAGAAGGCCAUGGUGAGGCUGUCAAUGAACCAGUGCCUGGCUGCGACAAUGGACUGGAUGAGGGCUAAUAAACUGAGGCUCAACCCAGACAAGAUGAAGAUGCUGUUAGUGGGUGGUUCUUCUGACCGGAUGGUGGAUGCCCAACCUGUCCUGGAUGGGUUUGCACUCCCUUGGAAGGAGCAGGCCCUUGAGAGCUGCUCCCUACGAAACGUGCCUCGUGGCGAAAGCUGUGGGAGUCCCAGAGCUGGCCUGGUUUACUCCUCUUCCCUCAGGGGCUGCACCAUGGCCUCAGAGGCACCGUCCGGAUUGUCUCUUCUCUGGGAUAGAGUGGAAAGAGCAGUUGGGCAGCCCCAUCAGCAUCUGUUGCCCUUCCAGGAUCUGGUGACCUUUGAGGAGGUGGCCGUGUAUUUCACGGAGGAGGAAUGGGCCCUGCUGGAUCCUGGCCAAAGAGCUCUGCACAGGGAAGUCAUGGAGGAGAAUUAUGAGACGGUGGCCUCUCUGGGAUACAUCUGGAGGGUCAAGGCUGACGGAGAACCAUUUGAAGUAUCACUGGAAAAAUCUGAGGAGCAGGUGCAGGAGCAGAAACUGAGGAGUCAAGAUAGAGCAAAGAGACAAGAGGAGAGACAAACUCACACACGAGACAAAUCUUAUAAAUGCUUGGAGUGUGGAAAGAGCUUCAGUCAGAGUGGCACCCUUACUUCGCAUCAAAGAACUCACACAGGGGAGAAACCUUCUAAAUGUUCCGAGUGUGGAAAGAGCUUUAAGUGGAGUAGUGCCCUUACGCUACAUCAGAGUACUCACACAGGGGACAAACCUUAUACAUGCUUGGAGUGUGGAAAGAGCUUCAGUCGGAGUGACACCCUUACUUCGCAUCAAAGAACUCACACAGGGGACAAACGUUAUAAAUGUUUCGAGUGUGGAAAGAGCUUUAAGUGGAGUAGUGCCCUUACGGUACAUCAGAGUACUCACACAGGCGACAAACGUUAUACGUGCUUGGAGUGUGGAAAGAGCUUCAGUCAGAGUGGCCGCCUUACUUUGCAUCAAAGAACUCACACAGGGGACAAACCUUAUACAUGCUUGGAGUGUGGAAAGAGCUUCAGUCAGAGUGGCACCCUUACUUCGCAUCAAAGAACUCACACAGGGGACAAACCUUAUACAUGCCUGGAGUGUGGAAAGAGCUUCAGCUGGAGUAGCGCCCUUAGGGUGCAUGAAAGAACUCACACAGGGGACAAACCUUAUAAAUGCUUGGAGUGUGGAAAGACCUUCAAUCAGAAUAGCUACCUUACUUCGCAUCAAAGAACUCACACAGGGGACAAACCUUAUACACGCUUGGAGUGUGGAAAGACCUUCAGUCGGAGUAGCACCCUUACUUCGCAUCAAAGAACUCACACAGGGGACAAACCUUAUACAUGCUUGCAGUGUGGAAAGAGCUUCAGUCACAAGUCAAAUCUGAAUUCCCAUCAAAGAAUUCACACUGGGGAGAAACCAUAUAAAUGUUUGGAAUGUGGAAAGAGCUUCCGUUGGAAACACUUACUCACUGCCCACCAAAAUGUUCACACUGGGCAGAAACCAUAUAAGUGCCUAGAAUGUGGAAAGAGCUUCUCUCAGAAUAGCAAUCUGACUUCCCAUCAAAGAAUUCACACUGGAGAGAAACCAUAUAAGUGCUUGGAAUGUGGAAAGAGCUUCAGAUGGAAUCAUCAACUCACUUCCCAUCAAAGUAUUCACACUGGGGAGAAACCAUAUAAAUGCUUGGAAUGUGGAAAGAGCUUCAACUGGAAAAGCCAUCUCACUUCCCAUCAAAGAAUUCACACCGGGCAGAAACCAUAUGAGUGCUUAGAAUGUGGAAAGAGCUUCCGUCAGAAGACACAUCUGAGUUGCCAUCAAAGAAUUCACACCAGAGAGAAACUAUAUAAGUGCUUAGAAUGUGGAAAGAGCUUCACUUGGAAAGAGCAACUCACUGCCCAUCAAAGAAUUCACACAGGGGAAAAACCGUAUAAAUGCCUGGAAUGUGGAAAGAACUUCAGUACAAAUGCCUUUCUCACUGCCCAUCAAAGAAUUCACACUGGAUCCUGCAUCACAACAUCCACCAUCAGGGAGCAGAGAUUCCUUCCCCCCUCCUCUUGA